Parnassius mnemosyne (clouded apollo) is the source of this 1726-nucleotide messenger RNA. NCBI's taxonomy places the organism in Eukaryota, Metazoa, Arthropoda, Insecta, Lepidoptera, Papilionidae. The record is from the annotation of a GenBank genome assembly.
AUAGAAAUGCACUAGAAAUGGCCGUUUAGGUCUGUGGAAACGACGAUUAAUUCAUAAUAUCUAAGUUCAAAUAUAGUCACAGUCACAGAACACUUUACCCCUAGAUUAUAGUAAUUGCUCUGUUGUAGUGCCUACAGUCCUUGUUAUCGAAAAAUAGUGAUAAUGAUGUUUGUUUCAUGAUUCAUACUGAACAUUGUUAAUGGUUGUCGAAUUUAACUUUUUAUUGAGUAUUUUUCCACAUCAUACCACAAAUAUACAUUAAAAAAAGUGUGUUGUCCAUGUAAUGGUUACUUUUUACAAAAUUUCUCUGUAGUGAAACUUUCUUUUCUGAAUUUUUUUAAAAAGGAAACAAAGUUGGAAAUGUAGUAAUUCAAGUUGAUGUAUAACUUGAUAACUAUUUGCCCUUAGAUAAAAAAUAUCAAUAUGAGCUAUCAGGAUGAAUCUAGUUAUGUGGGAUCAUUCCCUAAGGACUUCAGCUACGGACCUUUUGAACAAAAUGGAGAAAAUGAUAACACUUCACUACAGGAAGAUCAUAAGCCACGAAUUCUUCUCAUGGGAUUAAGAAGGUCAGGGAAAUCUUCCAUUCAAAAGGUUGUAUUCCAUAAAAUGUCACCAAAUGAAACAUUGUUCUUAGAGUCCACUAAUAAAAUAGUGAAAGAUGAUAUUAACAACAGCAGCUUUGUGCAAUUUCAAAUCUGGGAUUUUCCUGGACAAAUAGAUUUUUUUGAUCCUACUUUUGAUUCUGACACUAUAUUUGGAGGUUGUGGUGCACUAGUUUUUGUAAUAGAUGCUCAGGAUGACUAUCAAGAUGCACUGGAUAAACUACAACUUACAGUCACAAAGGCGUACAGAGUAAAUAGCAAUAUAAAGUUUGAAGUGUUCAUCCAUAAAGUAGAUGGUCUCAAUGAUGACUAUAAAAUGGAAUCUCAAAGAGACAUUCAUCAUCGAGCAAAUGAAGACUUGGUAGAAGCUGGCUUAGAACAUGUUCAUUUAUCAUUUCAUCUAACCUCCAUUUAUGAUCAUUCUAUAUUUGAAGCAUUCAGUAAAGUAGUACAAAAAUUAAUUCCGCAACUGCCUACCUUAGAAAAUCUUCUCAAUAUACUAAUCUCUAAUUCCGGAAUUGAAAAAGCAUUCCUGUUUGAUGUAGUUUCCAAAAUAUACAUAGCAACGGACAGCUCUCCUGUAGAUAUGCAAAGUUAUGAACUAUGCUGUGAUAUGAUAGAUGUGGUCAUUGACAUAUCAUGUAUAUAUGGGAUGGUGGAUGAAACUGAAGUAAAUACAUUCAAUAGUCAAAGCUCAAGCCUUAUUAAGCUCAAUAAUGGUACAGUGCUUUAUUUACGCGAGGUCAAUAAAUUUCUCGCGCUUGUUUGUAUUUUGCGCGAAGAAAAUUUUCAAAAGCAAGGAGUGAUUGAUUACAAUUUCUUGUGCUUCCGUGAUGCAAUCACCCAAGUUUUUGAGCUUCGCAAUAAAAGCCAAGGCGCAGCCGCAGCCGCUAGAGCCCGCGCAGACUCCGAGCUAUUAGCCAAUGGAGGUGGAGAUUCUGCAGAGAGUACAUCCGACCAUUCUCAAGUACAACUAGCAUAGCACAAUAUUUAUGAAUUUAUGUUAUUUCUAUGUUAAUCGUAGAAAAAAAAGCUUAAAUUUUUACUACAUGGAUUUUGUAUAAUAUGUUCAACUAAAUAGAUUAUUAAUUAUAAUAUAUUGUUAAUAAAUGCAUAUUUUUUUC